Molecule: messenger RNA, 7013 nt
Organism: Bemisia tabaci
Lineage: Eukaryota; Metazoa; Arthropoda; Insecta; Hemiptera; Aleyrodidae
Gene: cora
Product: erythrocyte membrane protein band 4.1 like coracle
Biological process (GO): actomyosin structure organization
Cellular component (GO): plasma membrane; cytoskeleton
Molecular function (GO): structural molecule activity; actin binding
Source: RefSeq, a predicted model, not a curated record
AAUUUUCAGGUUGUUUACGCCACUUCGGCACUACGCCCGUUUAUCGCCUGCGCUUUCCUCUCCUCCCGAAUUCUCCAUUAGUUCAAAGUUUUUGGUGGUUGUGUCGGUUCGGUUUCGGUAACAUGGUAAUAAUCUGUGGCCGAGAAGAUUCCGUAGCGUUGUGAGUGUUCACCGAGAAUUGUGGUGUUUCUCGUGAUUUGUGAUUGUGCUUACAGUGUUACUUGUGGAUAUUUGGAUAACCAUUUUUCAAGAUCUCCUCUUUUAGUGGAUUAACGUCCUUAAGACUGCCGAUGACAACGACAAAAUAAAGCAACAAAUUCAGUUUCAGGAGCUGAGUAGGAGAACCUGAGGGAAGAUGCCGGAGGAAAUAAAGAUGUCGGAAAUUUCCCCGCCGGAAACGGUGACGAAAACGACCUCGCCGAAAAAAUCGCCCGCUCCCCGCGGCAAAACUGUCCUCUGCAAGAUCAUGCUCCUCGAUGGCUCCAUCUACGAAACAAACGUCGACAGGAAAGCCAAGGGUGAAGAACUUUUCGAAGAAGUAUGCGACUCAUUAGAUUUAUUAGAACGUGAUUAUUUUGGUUUGUCCUAUGAAGAUAGACAUGAUCCACACAAUUGGUUAGAGUUAGACAAAAGGAUCUCCAAAUUCCUCAAAAAUGAACCAUGGAAGUUCAAUUUUGAAGUCAAAUUUUACCCUCCAGACCCCUCACAGUUACAGGAAGACAUAACAAGAUAUCAACUUUGUCUUCAAAUACGCAAUGAUAUUCUUAGUGGAAAAUUACCGUGCUCAUUUGUUACGCAUGCACUACUUGGCUCAUUUCUUGUUCAAUCAGAACUUGGAGAUUUUGAUCCUCAGGAAUACAAAAACGGUCCAGAUUAUCUAAGAGACUUUCAGUUUGCCCCGAAUCAAACCCUUGAACUAGAAGAGAAAGUCAUGGAACUUCACAGGACUCAUAAGGGUCAAACGCCAGCAGAAGCAGAGUUACAAUAUUUAGAAAAUGCAAAAAAAUUAGCUAUGUAUGGGGUAGAUCUACAUCCUGCAAAAGACUCUGAGAAUGUUGAUAUCAUGUUAGGUGUUUGUGCGUCAGGUCUCCUUGUUUAUAGUGACAGGUUAAGAAUAAACAGGUUUGCUUGGCCAAAAAUAUUGAAGAUCUCCUACAAGCGUCACAAUUUCUACAUAAAAAUACGGCCAGGAGAGUUUGAACAGUACGAAUCUACUAUUGGAUUUAAAUUAGCAAAUCACAGAGCCGCAAAAAAGCUGUGGAAGACUUGUGUAGAACAUCACACAUUCUUUAGGUUGAUGACUCCGGAGCCAGUUCAAAACGCAGGCCUUUUCCCUAGAUUCAGUUCCAAGUACAGGUAUUCAGGAAGGACGCUCUAUCAGACAAAGAAAAUGCCAAUCGAACGUCCCGCACCUCACUUUGAGCGAAGUUUAAGUGGCCGUAGGCUUACCUCUAGGAGUAUGGAUGCUCUAGGUGAUUCUCCGCAACACGUGAAGGUCGACUUCAAUGCAGAUGCAAAUAAAAACAAACGGCACACAAUGUCCCACCCUCCUCAACAUAUAUCAGAAGCAGAAAAUAAUAGCAAAGAAAAACUGAAGCCAAUGGAUAAUUUUAAAUUAGCCAAGAAGUUCAUCAAAGGCAAACUUCUUUCAUACACGAGUGACUCAAGUAAUGUAAGUAGUCCAGUUUCGCAAGGGCCUGGCUCUCCUCAUUCACCCACUUCACCCACAAGCAAUCAACAAUCCCCGAACAGCCAGCAAGCACUAAACGACAGCAAAGAAAGUGACGUAACUUCUCCUGGAUUACCAGGAUAUACUAAGCAAUACGAUUAUGUCGAAGAAGACAAGGAAAAAACCAAAAGGCACAAGUUGAUCGGUGCAUUCUCCUACGAUAAAAAAAGCAAAGAUAAAAAGAAAGGUGACGAUAAGAAAGCAGCUGCUCUCAGUAAAGAAUCAAGUGUUGAUGAAAACGUACCUCCAACAUCACCAACCAAGAAAGCAACAGGGUUAGCUUUUUCGUACGCACCAGGUGAAGCACAAAAAUUAGCUCAGUCGGCAGCUGAAAAACGAAAAAAUUUUCUGGAGAAGAAGGACAGCUUCAAAAACUCUGAGGGAGGUUUAACAACGGUGGCACCGAACGCAAGUGAAACUGGUUCCCAGUCUUUUUUAGUGCGAGAAGCAGAUGCCUCCAGGGGAGGUAAAGCGAGUGACGAAUCGUCUAAAACGCAAGUGCCAGAGGUGAAGAAAAAAUCUAAGUUAACUGAUAUAUUGAAUACACCUGGAAAAGACAGCGGGAAAGGUGCAAACGUGAAUGAACCAGGUUUACGAACACCUGGUCUUGAUUAUGUUGAAUCUGCGGCCAGAAAAGAAAAAUUGAAGAAUGGAAGUGAAUCCACCACAUUUGGCACUCCUCAUAUCGGUUCACAGUUCAGUAAGACACCAACUGGUAAACUUUUUCAAGAUGAUGUAAGCCGGGACAAUAUGUCCCCUGGUGCCAAACGUGCUUUUGAUAUGAAGUCUGGAGGCAUCUUUCAAUCGGGCGGCGCAGGUGGAAUUGGACGCGCUAGUCCCACAAGCGGAAUUGGACGUGCCAGUCCAACAGGCACUGCUGGCAGUGUCGGCACUACAGGAAACACAGGCACUGGUCCCUCAGGCACCACAGGGUCUUCAAUUUUCGGUAGCACGGGUAGCAUAGGUAGUGCUAGUGGCACAACUGCAGGCAAACCACCCGCUAAAAGUGGGUUGAGCAGUCGAGAAGCUUUUUUAUCGUCAGCCCCAGCAGCAACUCCAGUCGCUCAUAGCAAAACUGCUGGUACGGCGCAAAGCGCAGCUUCUCCUGUGACUGGAAAACGUCAAGAGGAUCUAACACCUGGAUCCAAGUCAAUUUUUAACAAAGAUUAUAGAAUCAGAGAUCCCGACCCAGGCCUUGAGGGUAGUCCAUUUCCGUAUGGAGGUGCAGGAGAUUCAACCGUUAUAGCUAACAAAAAUGAUCAGCUGCAAGAUUUUAUCAAUCAGGAGAAGUCCAAAAUACCCAAGAGCACCUCUAAAAUUUCGGACACACUCGGUUCAGGGGGCAAAGGUGAUGAAUCCCCUAGCGAGGAUUCAAGUCUCAAUGGAGGAGGUAAGCUAUUGGCCUCAAAUAAAACACCACUCAUAGUGAAGACUACCACAAAACAAACAAUGGUGAAAGAUCAUGAGGGUCUGAAGCACGAUAUUGAGGAGAAAGUCGAAGACCUGCAAACUGGAGCGUUUACAAUUUCCACGCAAACUAACAAGGCAGAAAAUUUGGACGAUGGAGGUCGGUCACCUCAUGUGACAGCAACUGCUGUUACAACACGAACAGCAACCACCCACGAGAACCUUGAAACCAAUGCUAAAACGAGCCAAGUUGAAGAGAAAACGGUGGCUCAUACCACUACCACCAGCGGUAAGAGACAAGAACAGCGUACCGUGACACAGGAAGUGAGAGCUACCUCCACAAUUGUUGCCGAUAACAACCAAUUGAGUAGACAGUCAAGUAGCUCAAGUCUUAGUUCCAAUGAUUCUGGAACUCCAAUUGAUUUUGAGGGACCUGAGGACGCUGCUUAUUCAAAUUCUAACUUUCAGCGAACCAGCGGCUCUGUUGAACCAAUAAUUCAAACAGAAGCAAUGCUGUACAGUGGAAGUGGAGGUGAUCCAUCUGUAACAUCAACAUCCAACGUUCCCCUCGUUGCCACAGAAACGAGGAGAGUUUCGUUGGGUGCAGACGACAAUAGCUACAAUUUGAGUGAUGGUAUUGUAAGCUCAAAGACCAUUAGUAGCAAAACCCGUACCGUCGAGACAGUUACGUACAAGGUAGAAAAAGAUGGUGUAGUGGAAACACGAGUGGAGCAAAAAAUCACCAUCCAAUCUGACGGUGAUCCAAUCGAUCAUGAUAAGGCAUUAACUGAGGCUAUUCAAGAGGCAACAGCAAUGAACCCGGACAUGACGGUUGAAAAAAUAGAAAUUCAUCAGCAGCAACAACAACAGCAAGACCAGGAAGAAUAGGAAGGUUUGACUUGUCCAGAACAAUCCUGUCGCUUUCACCGGAUACCAUCAGUAUUAAGUUUUCAUUCCGUCUAUAUCUUUUGGAUAUUGUUUUCUUUUCAUUGUUGUGUCCAUAGUGUUGAAAAUCUGUAUUAUACUUUUUCAUUCUCUAGUUUAAAUUACUCCACAAUAAAUAAUUUGUUUAUUUUUUUAAUUUAAAACAUUAUUUUGUUGUUACUUUUUAUGUAUUAUUUAAUACUUUUAUUUUUUUAGUUGUUAUCGUUUCGCUCUAUCACAAGUAACACUUAUUUGCAUCUGAAACAAUCCUCCAGAGAUUUAAGCAUUCUUUUUGACUACAAUAUCCAAAUAAGUAUUGAUUUGACGCAUGAUAGUUGUUUCUUUGCCCAAAGAAAAUAAGGUUCAAUUUAUCAUCUUUGAAAAUUAUUUCUCUCCUCUUUUCUUAAAUCCUCAUCCUCUGUCGAAAAUGUUGCUCCCUGUAAUUUAUGUGGCAAUCAAAGGGCGGCUGAAAAGCUCUAAAUGUUGUAAGAUCUCUAAUUGGUCAUCAUGUACCAUGAAUAUUGAAGUAAAGUAUGUUUUAGUCUUAAGAAACUUUAUGAAUCACUAUGGAAAAGGAGCUAUUCAUCGUAAAGGGUGUUACUCCUAUUAAUAUCUAAGUUGCAACGUCUCUGACGAAUACAUGGUUCAUGCGGCCUUGAGAAGAGGUUGAGAAAAAGUAUGAUUCUGACAUAUUUUUUCAAGGCUUGAAAGUGCUUAAAAAUUGUUUGAAUUUUACUCUUUGCUGAUCGUUAAGUUUUAAUGCUCCUUGUCAAAAAAUAACGAAGGAUUUGAUGUUAAACAGACUGUUUGGAAAGACAUCCUAUAAUUAAGAAAACAAUCGCCAUUUAUCUUAUAAGCGGACCACAAAUUGCUGACUUGGACUCUCGAUAUAGGGAGAGUAGGUAAUGUGUGAUUAGAAAAAAUUCCCGAAGAAUUAUGAAAAUUCUUCAAAAAAUGCUUGGUUUUGUUAUUUCUGAGGUCACAUGAACCAUUUAAUAUCUGUGUAGCUUGCAACUGCUGUAGUUAGGGAACAGAAAUGAUUUAAUUUUUGUUUUUUUGCUAUUUCAGUAUUGUACGUUGGCCUUCUAAUGCCAGUUGCAACUCAUCAGUACAGAAAAUUAAGUUUAAAAUUAAUUUAUAAGUCUGUAGUUUUCACUGUAUUGACCAAGGCUGUACUUGCAAUUUUUGCGCUUGGAAUAUUUUAAGUAAGUCUACCUUGCAAAGAAUAUUUACAAUGAAUUUUGAUUAUCCUGAGACUAAGAUUGAAUAAAAUGUUAGACAGUGGGAAGUUUCCUCCUUUUUGUAUGCAGUUAAAAAAAGUACGAAAUAAGAUUAUUUGUAAGAAAAAGAAGGCUGAAACUUUUUAUCCUCUCCUGAAAUUUUCGUCUGCCCUUGUAACAAUGAAGUCAACUAGUUCAUUAAGGAAAAGUAGUAUACAAAUGAUUUUUUCAAUGAACACGGUGUUAAAUGAACUCUUGGGAGUGCUUCAAGAGUUUUUGAAGUUAAUUUUUUUAUUUUGUGAAAAACCCAGUUCAAUUUUGUGGUAAAUACAAAAAAGUGCAUGAAAUGUAAAUUGACGAUUGUUCAUGAACCAGUGAACUCAUCUGAUCUUAGUUGAUAGUCAUUGCGAUGAAAGGUUGGCAGCCCAGUACAUAUUUCAAACCAAAGGAAGAGUAUUCAUUUUCUGAUGAAUUUAGAUACUUUAUAAACGUGGCCUUGUAAGUUUACUUUUCAGCCACCUGAAGGGUGUAAAAAAUAUCCUGCUCACUGCCAGUUUCUUUAAAAGAUAUUCAGUGAAUAGCUGCAAAAAAGAGCUUGAAAGAAAAUAAUAAAAAAUGAAAAGUAUUACAGUAGGAUACCAACCAUUCGAGGUAAGAUUUUGAAUGAUCAUUGUAACAUAAUCUGCUUUAUUUUUGUGCUUAAAACUCAAUUUACAUUCCAUUAAUUUUUAUUUAUUUUCUAGAUUUAAGCAUUUUGUAAAUUUGAAAAGAUUUUAUAUUACUAAUUUUUAUGUGAACACUGAUUAUUUUUAUUUAUAAUGUGCAUAGACAACUUAUUUUUUCUCUUGUUUCCAUUGCACCAUUUAUUUUUGAUCUAUGGUUAUUCUUUUUUACAAUAAUUGAUGGUUUUACUGAUGUGAGAGUCGUGGCUAGUAUUCAAACAUGAGUAAUAAUGCAGUGAUAAAAACAUUUUGUUUGUUAAGUUUUGGAGCCUAAUGAUUUCAUAAAUUUUGUUUUCUUGAUGGAUUUUUGUCGGUACUAGAUCUUUGUAGUAUGGAUGUAAACAAGCUACGUGUUUGAAAUUGAACUUUAUUUAUGACUCUGCCCUUUGCAGGUUUAUUUCUUCUGUAAAACCAUGAUUGUAAAUGUUUAAUGUGAAGCAAGAGUCUUAGACUGAGUGCCUCCAGGCAAUUAGAAAAAUCCGAAGUCUUGAAUAGAAUCUUGAAGUAAUUCCAUUCUGAAGGAGAACAAAACAGUUAUUCCAAAAUAAGGGGAAAAUGCCACUCAUAUCAUAACAAACUGUUUGUAAAAGAUGAGAUAAUUGAUUCAAAGAAAAAAUUUGAUUUAAUGAAGAGAGUUUAAGUUUGAAUUGAAAUUCUAAAUUCGUCAAAUUUUCUCUUUUGAAUAACAUACUUCCAUCUCGGUGUGUGUUUUCUCCCUCAUCAAUGUGUGUAAUGGAACUUGUUCAAAAUUUUCCUCGUCAUUCAAUUGUCAUUAUUAAUUAGCUUUCUUGUAAGCAUCAGGAAUAAUUUUACUUUAACUGCCAGUACAAGAGAUCAAUGAACUGUUGAUUCUAUCAUAAACUACCAAUGCAGUUUCUGUACUCAAUUUUCUAAAAGUGCUUGGUCUAAGUUUUCACAUUUUUUAUUUUUCUCAAGAAUCAUUGGAAAUCUUUAUUUUUAUACCAUGUAUGCUGUACGCAAUGAAAAUAAUCACGUUGUUUUAUUUCUGUA